This is a messenger RNA of Priapulus caudatus, 5391 nucleotides long. Its product is annotated as probable ATP-dependent RNA helicase YTHDC2. Lineage: Eukaryota; Metazoa; Priapulida; Priapulimorpha; Priapulimorphida; Priapulidae. The record is from RefSeq and is a predicted model, not a curated record. The transcript has 26 exons. Gene Ontology annotation, molecular function: protein binding; RNA binding. Gene Ontology annotation, cellular component: intracellular anatomical structure. The coding region runs from base 12 to 3485 and encodes 1157 amino acids.
CAAAGAUCGCAAUGUCUCGUGGUAAACAGAAUGAGGCAAGAUCGCUACGAGACAUAUGUGUUGGCGAAGACUUUCGUCUUGCAGCCACCAUGACGAUAGAGAAGUUUCGCACAGAUGAAGAACAAAAUGGAACAGUAGCCUCUAGGCAGGGACUGAACCGUUUCAUCACGCUCUCGAGAAAGGACGGGAGCAAUAUCCUGCAAUCUCCGGCAUCGUUCCAGCUCGUCAAGAAUUCGCGGCAACAGAUUCAAACCCUUCUGCAGCGGUUCGGUUUGACGAACAAAGAGAGGCAAGAGUUGCUGCCGAGAACCGAACGAGCCGGUCUCUUCAAUCCAGUCGAUGUCUACGGAAGAGAUGUUACUAAGACAACGGGGCGGCUGAACAACGGAAUCCCCCAGAUCCCGCUGCCGCGUGCUCCGGCGGAAUUCGAUGCAUUUCGGAGCUCGCUUCCGGUCGCUAGCAUGCAUCCUCUCAUCAUGCAAAUGAUCAAAGAAAAACAAGUGGUCAUGAUAACCGGAGAGACGGGAUCGGGGAAAACUACUCAGGUGCCACAGUUUGUGCUGGACGACGCGUGUGAGUGUAAGUAUCCGGCACGCAUCAUCUGCACACAGCCACGCCGUAUCGCCGCGCUGACCGUUGCCGAACGCGUCGCACAGGAGCGCGGAGAGAAGGUCGGACAGACCAUAGGCUACCAGAUACGCCUCGAGAGCAGAAUGUGCUUCCACUACGUGCAAAGAGACGAGGUGCACGAGAGGGAUCGCUUCACAGACUUCCUGCUGAUCUCGCUGCGGCAGCUGCUGUCGCGGCAUCGUAACCUGAAGCUGAUUCUCAUGAGCGCCGCACUCGACACUGAGCUGUUUCAGAAGUACUUCGGCGGUUGUCCGAUAAUUAAAGUGUCUGGUAGACUCUUCAAUGUUCAGACAAACUACCUGGAGGAUGCAAUCAAGUUUACUGGACAUAUAACAGCAAACAUGCUGAAGUUUAUGACAGAUAAGACUAAAGUUGAGAAGCAGCAGAAACAGCUGACGGACUGGUGUAGCAUGCUCAGCGUCAGACCACACGAGACUGGUGCGGGUGAGCCAAAGCCCAUACAGCACAAAUUUCCAUCCACGUUGACAAAGAUCGCUGAUAAAGCAGAGCUCAUAGCCGAUAGAGAGGAGCUGGAGCCGUUGCUGCUGCAAGAGAUGGACAUGGCAGUGGCUGAGGCCUGGUUGAAGGGUGACGACGACAGCUUUACGCAUCUGCUGCAUCUUAUCAUGAGCGAGAACGUCAGCGUCGACUACCAGCACUCUGAUACGAGCGCGACGCCGCUGAUGAUCGCGGCGGGACGCGGCCACGUCGACGCCGUCGAGCAGCUGCUCAGUCUCGGCGCCAACGCCAGCGUGCGCGCCUCCAACUCGUGGACCGCCAUCGACUGGGCGCGCCGCUUCCAGCACCAGCCCAUCGUCGAGCUGCUGGAGUCUCACGUGGCCAUCUUUGAGAGUGGUGUGACGGAGAGCAGUUCUAGUCGGACGGGGCAGCUACGCGAACUGAGCUUCGAGGACAGAGAGCUGCUUAAUGCCUACCACUACUCGUUCGACGACGAUAAGGUGGAUUUGGAUCUCAUUUUGGCACUUUUGUUGAAGAUCCAUACAACACAGGAGCCAGGAGCGAUCCUGGUGUUUCUACCGGGAUAUGAUGAGAUUAUUACUCUGCGGGAGCGGAUUCUGAACGAGGAUGCUCGAUUCACGGGCUGUAGUAAGUUCAUUCUCUACACACUGCACUCAGCAAUGCAGUCGUCUGAUCAGAAGCGCGUGUUCAAGAACCCACCACCCAACACCAGGAAAAUCAUCCUCAGUACUAACAUUGCCGAGACCAGCAUCACCAUCAAUGACAUCGUCUAUGUGAUUGACUCUGGCAAAGUCAAGGAGAAGUCUUACGACGCUCUGACUCACAUGUCGAUGCUGAAGUCUGUGUGGAUCGCAAAGUCGAGUGCACUGCAGCGGAGAGGAAGGGCGGGGCGGUGUCGGCCAGGCGUCUGCUACCACCUGUUCAGCCGCUCGCGUCACGACACGCUCUCGCAGUUCCAGCAGGCGGAGCUGCUUCGCACGCCGCUGCAUGAGCUGUGCCUGCACAGCAAGCUGCUCGCGCCGCACAACACGAGCAUCGCCGACUUCCUGAGCAAGGCGCCCGAGGCACCCGCGUUCAUGGUCACGCGGCAGGCCGUGCAGCUGCUGAAGACCAUCGACGCCCUGGACAACUGGGAGGACCUGACAGAGUUGGGUCACCACCUUGUUGACCUGCCCGUCGAGCCGCGUCUGGGAAAGAUGGUGCUACACUCCGUCGUCCUCAAGUGCUUGGAUCCGAUCUUGACGAUCGUCUGCACGCUCGCGUAUCGCGACCCGUUCAUGUUGCCGUACGUUCCAUCGCAGAAGCGUGCUGCUCUUAUGGUGCGCAAGAAGUUUGCAGCGGGAACCUUCAGUGACCACAUGGCAUUGCUCCGAGCCUUCCAGGCUUGGCAGAAAGCGCGUGGAGACGGCUGGGAGAAAACAUUCUGUGAGAGAAACUUUCUGUCCUCGGCGACGAUGGAGGUGAUACUCGGCAUGAGGACGCAGCUGCUGGGUCAGCUGAGAGCCUCUGGCUUCGUCAGGGCCCGCGGUCCCGGCGACAUCCGAGAUCUCAACUCUAACUCGGAGAACUGGGCCGUCGUGAAGGCGGUCAUCUGUGCGGGCACGUACCCGUACCUGUGCCGUGUCGACCGGCAGAAACGAAGACUCUUCACGCAGAAGGAGAACAAGGUGCGCUUGCACCCAUCGUCGGUGCUCGGCGCCAGGACGGCGAACGCAAGCGUCACGGUGGCGGCGGCGCACGCGCAGGUGCUGCAGGCGCUGCCGACGGGCUGGCUAGCCUAUGAGGAGGCGACGCGCGUGCACCACGUCGCCUACGUGCGCUGCGUGACGCUGCUCACGCCCAUAACGCUCGCGCUGUUCGCCGGGCCUGCGCGCAUGCCGCUCGAGUCCAUCAACGAGGCAGAGAACCGGUCAUCGGAUGCGUCGGCAGAGGUGAGCAGCGACAGCGAGGGUGAAGAGCGUGAGGCGGACGCCGCGAGCAAGGCCACGCUGAAGAUCGACUCGUGGCUGUCGUUCCGCAUGGACCAGGAGGCGAUCAGCCUCGUGCUGCAGCUGCGCCAGAAGUGGCACUGCCUGUUCCUGCGGCGCAUGCGCAACCCCAGCAAGCCGUGGUCGCAAGCCGAUGAGACGGUGAUGCAAACCAUCAUUAACAUACUCACGAACGAAGAGAUAGAAGCUGGCCUGCAGCAGCCGCCCGGAAUCGGACAGCGGCCGCGACCAAUGUCUUCAGACUACGUCACAACGGGGCACGGCAGCCAGCAGCGGUCGUCGGAGGACGAGGUUGGAGGCCAGUCGCCACAGGCAAAGUGCCUGCUGCCCGGCCAGAGACGUAACCCCUCGCACUCGUCCCCGCUGCAGCGAGCCGGCCGCUUCUGAGAGGUCGUCGUUGACGAUCGUCACAAGGGAAGAGGCAAUUGCUGAUAUUAUGGCCUAAGAUUAAACGGUGACGUGUAGGCGGUUUUUGAUUGGUCAACCGGUCAGAUGCGCGUCAAAGGGUCUCUGCUUGCUGAUAAGAUAUUAUUUUAUAAUUGGCUUCGAUGAAUUGUUAGUGACAGUUUUGAGAUGCGUUCUGCUUUUGGAAGAUCGCUUUAUGUAUUGUUGCUUAAGACAUCCAACUACUUUGCAGAAUUGUGGUCUAGAAAAUGGUGGUUGUAUGCAUUUGAAAGCAAUUUCAAAUUAAGACCAGUGCAUUUUAGUUUAAUACGUUAAACGUUUCAUUGUUAUUCACACGUUAAUCAGCGGGCAAAAUUGUUAUUUGUUAUUUAAGGUCCCGAUAAUUGUUUUUUUAAAACAGCAUCAAGUUUUUAUCUUCAUUGUGGGCAUUGCACGAUAGUCGUCCAGCCAAAUGCCCAUACCUGUCUAUGGUGUUGUUAGUUAGGAAUCGAUUGCUCCAGUAAAUGCUUCAUUAUACUGUUGUAAUUGUUCCAAACACGCAUUUGUGAAAACUGGUUGCACUAAUUUGUGACGCAGUUAGGUGAGAAAGUAUUGACAUAUCAAUCAUAAUAUGCUUGGUUAAAUGGUUUUUACGUGCCUCUGUAUACAGUUUAAAUAUGGCUUUUUGUCAGACCCUUUGAUCAGAAUUACGAUUGAUUCAUUUAAAUACUCAUUAAAGAGUAAAUCUGGGAAAAUGUAGUUACGUCGUUAAACGAUGUUAAGGCCAUUAAAGUCAGCUGAUGAAGAAAUGCUUGGUUUAUAGCAGCUAUACUUUUAUAAGGAUUGGAAGUAUCGGAAGGAUUGGAAUAUUUUUGGUGUUCAUAACCUUUGCAAUUAACUCGUGUACGUUAUGUAGGCAGAAUUACAUGCAAUGCCAGGCUAUCCUGCAGGUCCUGAAGCUGUAUCUUAUAUGGCAUGCAGAGUACAGAUCUCUAAUGUAGAACGAACGAUCAGAAGGGUGGUGUAUAUUUAGCGAAGGAUAUAUAUUACGUCAUAACUAAGAGUAAAUAAAUAAAUAUAUAUAUGGUCAUGUAUGCAUAUGUGCCAACGGAUACAUGUUUCAUCACCCAUGUAUGGUAGUAUAUAUUAUAUCAGUGAUAUAUUCUUAUCAGGAGUGAAUAAUAGAUCUAUAAUUAUUCACUCCUGUUAUUAUGUUCUCCAGAUGUUAUGACAUACAUGUUGAUCAUCCAUGAUGCGCGUGCAUAAUAUCAGGGCUGAAUAAAAAACAAAUUGGUUUCAUUUUCUCGUGAUAAUAUCAGGAUAUGAUAAUAAAAUCCGAUUUAGGAUCAGACGUUCGGCUGGAAAAUCGACUUGAACGUGCAAGAAAACACUAAAGUUAAUUAGAAGUAUUUUUUGUUGAGGUAACCGACAUUUCCUGUUUUCUUUCAGACAAGCAGUGUGCGAAACCUCGUGUGUUUCUGCUUGACUGUGCUUUAAUAAUUCCAAUCGACUCACAACGCCGUAUUUUUCCUGUCUCGCUUUCUCUCAAUGUGUUGCGUUGACUGACACGCUGUUUACGAAUGUUUUAUAGUAUGCUUCGCGUGCUUCUCCGUGCACUGGCCUAACUCUUACUAAUUCCUGGAUCUGCCGAUAAGUGCACAGGUGGCUGAUAUAUGCAAGUCUCUCGCGUAGCUAUAAAUUCGUUACCAACCGGAAUCGUUGGGAGGUCUGGGUUCUUUUCCUAUAAACGUUUACAACACCACCGCAUAACAAAAACGGUGCAUAGCUGUAAUUUACUUGCAAUGUAACUAAUUUGCUAAAAAAGAUUCUAAUUCGUCUUCAGAAGUGAACAUAUAGUCUAUACCAAUAAACGUUGGCAGUUUCUAUGAAUGCCCUGCUAUACUAGUAA